Messenger RNA from Drechmeria coniospora, 1704 nucleotides. RefSeq lists its product as uncharacterized. The coding region runs from base 1 to 1704 and encodes 567 amino acids. Gene Ontology annotation, molecular function: N,N-dimethylaniline monooxygenase activity; flavin adenine dinucleotide binding; NADP binding. The record is from RefSeq and is a predicted model, not a curated record. Lineage: Eukaryota; Fungi; Ascomycota; Sordariomycetes; Hypocreales; Ophiocordycipitaceae. The transcript is spliced from 4 exons.
AUGGGCCCAGGCGAGAAGCAACCCGUUGGCUACAGCCAGUUUGCCUGCAUAGGCUCGGGCUUCUCCGCCAUCGGUCUAGGGGCGACGCUCAAACGGUGGUAUGGCAUCACCGACGUUCGCUUCUUUGAGCGGCACGAAGACCUCGGCGGGACUUGGUUCGUAAACACGUACCCAGGCGCCGCCUGCGACAUCCCCAGCAUCCUCUACAGCUUCUCCUUUGCCCCCAACCCGAAAUGGACGCGCGUGCUGCCCUCGUCGGGCGAACUCUGGGACUAUCUCAAGACCGUCGCGGCCGAGUACGACCUGCCGUCCAAGAUGAGCUUUGGCGUCGUCGUGGAGCGCUGCGAGUGGAUCGAGGCGACGCACCGAUGGCGCCUGCACCUCCGCAAAGCUUCGGAUGGUUCCACCUACGCGCACGAGUGCCAGUUCCUCUUCAGCGGCACCGGAAUCCUGGUGCAGCCGCGCGAGCCGGACAUGCCGGGCAUCGAAUCCUUCCAGGGGCCCGUCUUCCACGCUGCCCGCUGGAGGUCCGACGUCGCUCUCGAGGGCAAGAACGUCGCCGUCAUCGGCAACGGGUGCACCGCGACGCAAAUCGUGCCCAACAUCAUCGAGGGCGCGGAGCAUGUGACGCAGUUUGCACGUUCCAAGCACUGGAUGAUCCCGCCCAUCGACGUCCCGCAAACGCAAACAAUCCAGUGGCUCUUCGGCCACGUUCCCGGCCUAAUGGCCCUCGUCCGCGCCGCCGUCUUCGUCUAUGCCGAAAACGACAUGCGCGGAUUCUACAUGACCAAGGCCGCUGCGAGAUUUCGGGCCGGCCGCGAGGCGGAAGCGACGAGGUACAUCAAGAAACACGCACCCGCCAAGUACCACGACAUGUUGAUUCCCGACUUCGAGAUCGGUUGCAAGAGGCGCAUCUUUGACUGUGGAUACCUCAAGGCCCUGCACGCGCCCAACCUCGACGUCGUCGACGACCCCAUCGUCGAGAUUCUCCCCCAAGGCAUCCGCACCAAGAAUGGUAGCGUCACGAAGACCGACGUCAUCGUCCUUGCCAACGGCUACUCGACGAACCAGUUCAUGGCGGGCAUCGAGGUCGCCGGUCGCAACGGUGUCACGCUGGGAGAGCACUGGUCCAAGUUUGACGGGCCCGAGGCGUACAACUGCGUGGCCAUGAACGAAUUUCCCAACUUUUUCAUGAUCCUAGGUCCCAACUCGACGACCGGACACACGUCGACCAUCAUGGCUGUCGAGAACGGCAUCAACUACGCGCUCCGCGUCCUCAAGCCCGUGCUCGACGGUGACGCGACGACUGUCGAGGUGAAGCACGAGGCCGAGGCCCGCUAUUCACGGCAAAUGCAGGAAGACCUGCACAAGUCGGUCUGGUGGGGAGGCUGCCAGAGCUGGUACAACACGGCCGGAAAGCGUAGCGGCAAGACGUGGAACUCGAUGACCUAUCCGCAUUCGCAAGCGCACUACUGGUACAAGUGCCUGUUUCCCAACUACCAAGACUGGACCUACACCCUGACCCCUGGCGCGCCGCGCCGCCUCUUCUUGCGGCGCGUGUUGAAGCUUGUGUUGUGGACGGGCGCAUUCAUCUCGGCGAUCCAGAUGUCACUUCUUGUGCGAAAGAACGGCUUGAAGCUGAACAACUACCUGGUGUAUCUGCUCCAGGGCUACCAGAAAGUCAGGGGCUUUCUCCCUUUUUGA